AUGACUACCGCCGCUGCGACGCUCGGACAACGUCUGUUAGAUGAAAUCAAAGAAGAGAGUCUUGAUGAGUUACUGCACGAUCUAAGAAAUCAUUUUCCAUCCCACAAGGAUGAUGCAUUUUUCGGGAUCAAGGAUCUCGAUGAAUUGUUGAAUGUCUUCCUGGGCCCGAAAAGGAGAAAACCAGUCAUCGAAAUAUCAAGCCCCAGCUCCGGAGGCGGGAAAUCUCAACUCGUCUAUUAUCUAAUCGCCAUGAGCGUUUUACCGGCCUCAUUCAACGGCCAUAAACUCGAUGGUCGAGGAGGUGCCGUCGUCCUUGUCGAUACGGAUGGGAGACUUGACGUCCAGAGACUCUACGAUAUUAUUGAGAGUGUCAUUCAGCACGCCCUAGACGGCGCCGAAACUUCCGGCGAUGCUACAAACGAGUUGGCAACACUGAUCCGCGACACUCUCCAAAACAUCCACAUCUUCCGCCCACAAACCUCUACCUCACUACUCUCAACCCUAAAAUCUCUGGACACCUACCUCCUUGAUCAUCCCAAAACCAGCUCUUCUAGGCAUUUACACGGCAUAUUCCUCGACAGCGCAAGCGCAUUCUACUGGUCCGAUCGCCUGCGCGACGAAAUCGCUCGAACAACCGAAAUCGGUCGUCCAGCCGCUGAAAUCCAACAAAGGCGCGAGCAACGAACAUCUUUUUAUAUGAGUGUUUUGUAUCAUGACAUUGCAGCUGAGCUGAGACGGUUGCAGGGAGUGUUUGAGUGUGGGGUUGUGUAUACGACUUGGGGGAUUACGCCUCGCUCUUCUUCUUCUUCUUCCUCCUCCUCCUCGGCUUUAGGGGGAGGAGGGUGGCAUGGGAAUGGUAUAUGGCAAGGGCCGCCGACGUUCAAACCCCAUCUUCCGGCGCCGUGGAACUCCACGUUCCCUGACCUGAGACUCGUUGUUCAAAGAGAUCAUGUGCGUACGUAUCCCGCUACGUCGACGAUAAGUGAAUGGGAGCGUGAUGCGCCGAUUCGACAAUCUGUGGUGCAGAAGGGGAAGUUUUCGGCUUGGGUGGAUACAAGUAACAUGAGUGCUUGGGCUAGUGGUGAGGCUGUAUUGAGUGCGUUGAGGAAAAUGCCGGAUAAUGGUGGGUUUCCUUUCUGGGUCAGAGAGAAUGGCGUGUUUAUGGAUGAUUUGAUGGAUGACGUUAGUUGA
Molecule: messenger RNA, 1191 nt
Organism: Talaromyces marneffei
Lineage: Eukaryota; Fungi; Ascomycota; Eurotiomycetes; Eurotiales; Trichocomaceae
Exons: 3
Coding region: 1-1191 (396 amino acids)
Biological process (GO): double-strand break repair via homologous recombination; DNA strand invasion
Cellular component (GO): centrosome; replication fork; Rad51B-Rad51C-Rad51D-XRCC2 complex
Molecular function (GO): four-way junction DNA binding
Source: RefSeq, a predicted model, not a curated record